Messenger RNA from Otolemur garnettii (small-eared galago), 3398 nucleotides. RefSeq names its product RNA polymerase III subunit D (gene POLR3D). The coding region runs from base 185 to 1378 and encodes 397 amino acids. The record is from RefSeq and is a predicted model, not a curated record. The transcript has 9 exons. Gene Ontology annotation, cellular component: RNA polymerase III complex. Lineage: Eukaryota; Metazoa; Chordata; Mammalia; Primates; Galagidae. Gene Ontology annotation, molecular function: DNA binding. Gene Ontology annotation, biological process: transcription by RNA polymerase III.
GCCCUGGUCCUGCCACGCAGACUUCCGCCCGGUGCGAAGACCGAGGGCUGGCAGCGAGUGGCGUUGGAGGUGAAGUCGUGACUCGCGGUGUGGAGCCGCAGCCUUGGUGCGUCCCUGCCGCGUGCCUGGCCUCAGUGCUUGGCGAGAGCGCAGCCCGUCAGCCAAAGACUCCAGCCGAGGCAUCAUGUCGGAAGGAAACGGAGCGGGCGAGCCCAGCGCUCCAGGAGGAUCCCGGCCCCUCUUGUCUGGGGCGCGGGGGCUUAUUGGGCGGCGACCGGCGCUGCCCCUUACCCCUGGCCGCCUGCCCUCCAUCCGAUCCAGGGACCUCACCCUCGGAGGAGUCAAGAAGAAAACUUUCACCCCAAAUAUCAUCAGUCGGAAGAUCAAGGAAGAGCCCAAGGAAGAAGUAAUUGUCAAGAAGGAGAAGCGUGAAAGGGACAGAGACCGACAGCGAGAGGGCCAUGGGCGGGGCCGGGGGCGCCCAGAAGUGAUCCAGUCCCACUCCAUCUUUGAGCAGGGCCCAGCUGAAAUGAUGAAGAAAAAAGGGAACUGGGAUAAGACAGUGGAUAUGUCAGACAUGGGACCCUCUCAUAUCAUCAACAUCAAAAAAGAGAAGAGGGAGACAGAUGAAGAAACAAAGCAGAUCCUGCGAAUGCUGGAGAAGGAUGAUUUCAUUGAUGACCCUGGUCUGAAGAAUGACACUCGAAACAUGCCUGUGCCAUUGCCACUGGCUCACUCAGGGUGGCUUUUUAAGGAAGAGAGUGAAGAACCAGAUAAACCUUGGCUGGCUGGCCCCAAGGAAGAAGACAUGGAGGUGGACAGACCUGUUGUGAAAGUGAAAGAGGAGCCACAAGAUGAGGAGGAGGAGGCCAAGAUGAAGGCUCCUCCUAGAGCAGCCAAGAAGACCCCAGGGCUGCCGAAAGAGGUGUCUGUGGCAGAGCUGCUCAGGGAGCUGAGCCUCACUAAGGAGGAAGAGCUGCUGUUCCUCCAGCUACCAGACACCCUCCCUGGCCAGCCACCCACCCAGGAUAUAAAGCCUGUCAAGACGGAAGUACAGGGCGAGGAUGGGCAGAUGAUGGUCAUCAAGCAGGAGAAAGACCGGGAAGCAAGGCUGGCAGAGAGCACUUGUUCCCUGGCUGACCUGACCGAAGGUCAGGUGGGCAAGCUGCUCAUCCGCAAGUCAGGAAAGGUGCAGCUCCUCCUGGGCAAGGUGACUUUGGACGUGACCAUGGGAACCACCUGCUCUUUCCUGCAGGAGCUGGUGUCUGUGGGCCUUGGAGACAGUAGGACAGGGGAUAUGACAGUCCUGGGACAUGUGAAGCACAAACUUGUAUGUUCUCCCGAUUUUGAAUCCCUCUUGGAUCACAAACACCGGUAAAAUGAGCAGAUGGAGGAGGAUGGCGAUGGUGCCCACGGCUGCUGCCUGCUGCAGACGUUUUGUUCUCUAAUCUGAGCGACCCAGAGGGGGCUGUUGAGCCCACCCACUCCAGCCUUUGUCAGCCGUUGUCCUAAUUUCACCCAGGGCCCACAAGACUUUUUCCCACAGAAGCUGUGAAUGGCACAAUGCCCUUCACACAGCGUGGACACUGCACAUCCUGGCUGCUAGGGACUUGUCUCUGCUAUUUAUUUUUAUAUUUAUGUCUUAAUAUCUUACGCUGACUGCAUCCUCCUGAGGGGUGCGGGAAGAGGGUCUAUGGAAAAGUGCAGGCUCCUUCUCUUAGAGACAGUUGGGCCAUGGGGCAGGAAGUGAGGGUUGCAGCUUUGGCUCGGGUGCCCUUCUUGGGAGGCAGCUGAUAGGAGAGAGCUGGGAUGGAGGCUCAGAUGUACAAGCCCAGGCCCAGCUCAGCAGUUCGUAGACCCUGGACAAACUACCUAACCUGUCUGAGCCUCAUAUUCCUCAGCUGACAAAAAUGGAGAUAAUAACCUACCUCAUGGGGUUGGCACGAGGAUUAAUAGGAUGUCAUUGAUGAAAACUCCUUGCACAAGGCCAAACCCAGUAGGGGCUCAAUAAAUGUUUCCCUCUCCUUUUCCUGAGUCUGUUUUCAUGUGAAAUGAAAGUGACUGGACUUACUCAUUUCCCUACUUCUGCCCCUCUGUGCUUGCCCCGUGUCCCAUCCCCAUCUGGUCUUGGUGCUCCUAGUGUUCAAGUUCAAGCUGUUCUAUGCCCUUUUCUCCUUGUUACUCUUAUUUUGCUUUGUUUAGUGAGGACCAGUAGGCAGAUCUCCUGCUUACUCUUAGCUAAGCAGUGGUUGUGUGAGUUAGUAGCUGUAGACUGAUUAGAGACUCUAAUAGCUGUACAGACUAUUAGAGACUCUUCCCAGCACCCUCCUACAAAUGCCUUUGCAUGAUACGGUGGGCUCAGGACUCAUUCCCCACACCCCAUCCCUGCUAGUCUUCGUCUAGCUUUCACUUAUGAUAAAUAUUUCUUCUGAGAAACUUACAAGUGUUCAACAGUGAAUUAUCACCACAGGAAGUCAAAUAUUGCCCAUAUAUAUAUAUAUUUUGAGAUAAGCUCUUGGUAAGAGAAGUAGGGACUUUAGAAUAAUACUUGGCAGAUGACCUCCCACUUCAAAAGGUUUGCGUUUGAGAAGUCUUCUGUCCCUGGAAGAACAGCUUCUCUUCCUCUUCCCUUGACAAUAGAGAUGGAGAGAUAUUUGCAGGGUAGAGAAGCCUCAGACAGCAGCAGUCUGUAGCUAUUAGACACUGUGGCACAGCUGCUCAUUGCACAUUGCCUCUGGAACAGGGAUAAACCACAGCAGUUCAGUGAGAACUGCCCUUUCUUGGCCCCAAGGGUUUUGGAUACAUCUUCAGUCUUACCUUUCAGUUAUUCAUUCAUCACAACUGGGGCUUUAACUAUAGAGACCCUCAGGCUGCCCAGCCAGCAGCUCUGAGGGGCAAUUGGGUAUUUGGUGACCACACUGUCCCUUCUAAAGCUGAACGCUCAGGUUGGCUCUGUUGGAUAAUGUUCUGGUCUCUGCAUGUUGUAGGGGACUGGAGCAGAAAGGGUCCCUCGGAAACACGUGCUGUGGAAGUUCUCUUUGCUCUGAGACUGUGCUGUGUGUGAUUAGCUCUGGCUUCAGUACUUUUUCCCCUUAAAUAGCUGAUGCACUGCCAGUGGGUCUUCAUUGUGAUCCUCUCCUUUCUGUUCUGUUUCUUUGGUUCAGAAAUAAUCUGCUUUUUUUAGAUGAGCUCAGUGGCCUGGUGUUGUUAGAUGUUGGGUGUUUUGCAGUCUUUAGUUCUUUGACUCUUCCAAGAAGGUUUGGGAAAGAGCAUGUACUGCUUUCAUGUUCAUUUCACCUGUUCAGAUAUCUUAGGCCUUGAACCUUAUGACUACAUGAAAGUCCUCAUGGCCUAUCUCUAGAUCCCCUAUGUGCAAAUUAGAUCUUAACCAAUAAAAG